Molecule: messenger RNA, 1753 nt
Organism: Cottoperca gobio
Lineage: Eukaryota; Metazoa; Chordata; Actinopteri; Perciformes; Bovichtidae
Product: zinc-binding protein A33-like
Exons: 6
Coding region: 284-1372 (362 amino acids)
Molecular function (GO): protein binding
Source: RefSeq, a predicted model, not a curated record
UGGAUCCAUAUAUUCUCAAGUCCGGCUGUGGACACUGAUCUGUGCUUGUCAAUACAUUUCCUCCUGUUCAUUGUCUGCUUGGAUGUGUGUCCUUGUUGCUUUGUUAGAUGUAGUCUGUUCUCAUUGUGCUGGCAUGUGUGUUUUACCCCCUCUCUCUUUCUCUCCCUCGCUGUCUCGCCGUGUCCUCCAGUCUGUCCCUCCCUCUUACUCCGUCCAUCACUAAUAUUGCACUUUGCUCAAGAGUUUCCUCGAUUUCUAUAGUGUCCACCUGGCAGUUACUGGAAUGAACCGAAACCACAACAAAGACGCCAACAACAACUGCAAUAAAAGCCUUCUCUGUGAUCAGAAGGAAAAGCUUAUCCAGGCUAUUAAAAGAAUCAAGCACGAGGUAGACGAGUGCAGGGAAGCAGAGAGAGAGACAUACAUAGAGUCGGUGGAAGUAGAGAACUGUUUCGAUGACCUGGAACGAGAACUCCGAGCCGAGUUUCAGAACCUCCAUCGCUUCCUGGAUGAGGAGGAAUAUAAAGAUCUGGAGCGACUGAGGAGGGAGAAGCAGAAACAAGUGAAGCAGCUGAAGCUAAGAGAGAAGAAAAUAUCAGCGCAAGGGAGAGACCUGGAGGGAGCGAUCACGGUGCUCAACAGCAAACUGGCAGAAGAGGACGGUCCUAAACUGCUCAAAGAAAUUCAAGAUCUCGUAAAAAGGUCUCAGGUCAGCUUCGUUCCUCCAGCGCGAGUGGACACUGAGGUGCGCUCCGGACAGUUCGUGGGACCCAUACAGUACAGGAUAUGGAAGCACAUGAAAAGCUGCCUUUACCCAAAUAUUACACCAAUGACCAUUGACCCGGACACCGCCCACCCUAACCUGUCCCUGUCGCAGUCUUGCACCUCAGUGUGGUUUGAGGAGGAUAAGAACACGAAGGACUGCCCGGCCAACCCGCAACGGUUCCGCUAUUACUACUGUGUGCUCGGCCAUCAGAGCUUCACCACGGGACGACACUACUGGGAGGUGGAGGUGGGACGUAAGACGGCGUGGAAGUUGGGCGUGGCUCGAGGAGAUGUCCCGAGAGGGGAGAUGGAUGCCACUGGCACUUCCAGAGGCAUCUGGACUCUGGCCCUGAAGAGCGGAUCUGUCCUGGCCUGCACCGACCCAGAGCCCACCAAGGUCAACGUAUCUGUCGGUCUUGUCCGCAUCGGUAUGUUCUUAGACUGUGAAAAGGAAGAGGUGUCUUUCUAUAACGCUGUUACGAUGGCGCCAAUCUACACCUUCUCCAUGGGAACAGUCGAGGUUCCUCUGCUGCCCUUCUACAACCCGUGUGACGCAGAUGACGGGAAGAACGUGGCAGCAAUUAAGAUCUUUAACCCGUCGGUCUGAUGAGGGGCUGCAGGGAUUGUUUGUUUAGUAUUGUAGGAUUCUUACACUAAUGUUCAUGUCAUGUUGGACAAAACAAGCCAUUUGAUGACAUUUUGGGACAUUUCUUCUCUAUUUUCUGACGUUUUAUAGACUGAAUAUACUUAUAAACUUAUAAAAUGAUGAAUUAUUGACAGAUGUAUUGUUCGUUGCAGCUCUAACUACAUACUGUACCUACAUCUUGCUGAGAAACUGUUGCAAAUAGAACAUGUAAUGCUAAAAUACUGUAUAUAUAAAAACAUGGCUGCUACUGUAACCACACCUUUUCUUUUCUGUUUUGAACGCUCGUCUUCUUUUACUGUGAUUACUUUAAAGUUUGAGGAGAAUAAAUGGGCUGAAACAUGA